This is a messenger RNA of Microbotryum saponariae, 1915 nucleotides long. The record is from the annotation of a GenBank genome assembly. NCBI's taxonomy places the organism in Eukaryota, Fungi, Basidiomycota, Microbotryomycetes, Microbotryales, Microbotryaceae.
AUGCUCGUGCUCUCGACUCGUCAGGCCAUCACCUCUGCGUUCCUCCCCAAGACGACGACGUCCACGAGUGCGGCCGCCCUGCUGCUUCUGAUUCAACGCCGGCUCGCUUGCGCCUCUUCCUCUGCCUUUGGCUCUGCGCGAUCAAUCCACCUCUGCGCCCACGCCCGGGCCCGCGGUAGCAUCGGCCUCGGUAACGGACACGUCAACGACCUCGCUAGGUCCCCCUCGCACUUGCAGACAUCUGCGCCCAUCCUCGUCGUCUUUUUGGGUCAAACACGUCACCUGUCGUCAACCGGACCCACCACCGAAUUGCACAUCAUGUCACCCCAACUAAGGAAACGCCCCUCUCGCAACCUCAGUACCAACGCCUCCGGGGCUCCCUCCUCAGCAACUCCACCUUCCUCCACCUCAGCUGCCGGUCAGCAGGGAUCCACGUCGAGUGGCAAACCCCCCUUGUCGCAUUCACACUCGCACUCGCACUCGCACGGCGACCACGCCGAAGAAGCCGCCGCUCUCCUAUCAGCUCUACGCGGCUCUUCCGACCCGGGCUCACGCAUCACCCUCAUCGGUCUCGGCGCCAACGUCGGCCUCACCGCCGUCAAAGGUGUCGCAGGGUGGAUCCUCGGUUCGGCGGCUUUGCUCGCCGAUGCGGCUCAUAGUGGGAGUGAUUUGUUGGCGGAUGUCGUGACGUUGACGACGUAUCGCAUGAGUCGAAAACCCGUUAGCGUCAAGUACCCCUAUGGUUACGGAAGUGAGUGUGAAUGAUCUGGCAGCUCCGGAAGGGAUGAAGAACUCAUCGUUGUCACAACUGUCGGUAGAGUACGAAUCGGUGGGAUCCUUGGUCGUCUCGAUUCUCUUGAUUGGGACCGCGCUAGGAAUCGGCAAGUUCGGCUCUGGCGAAGAGUGUUUGACCAGUGCCAAAGCACUAAACCUACCAAAUCCUGUCUUUUAGGUCUUCACUCGUACCACCUUCUCUUGACGACCCUAGCCACGAUGCCCAACAUGAACCCGGAGCUCCUCGCCUCACUCGACCUUUUCCCGCACGGCCAUUCUCACGGCGGUGUCUCGGACCAUUCCCACGACCACCACGGCUCCUCCGGUGAAGCCGAGAUCGUCGAUCCUCGUGCCAUGUGGUUCGCAGCAGGUUCGAUCGCCGUCAAGGAAUACCUUUACCGCGCGACGCUCAAAGUUGCCAAAUCUGAACAUUCCAACGUCCUUCUCGCUAACGCGUUGCACCAUCGUUCGGACGCGUUCGGGUCCCUCGUUGCUGUUGGAGCUAUUGCGGGAGCGUACUUUGGGUUCCCUGUUUUGGAUCCUUUGGGUGGUCUAUUGGUUUCGGGCAUGGUUUUGAAGCAAGGUGCUGGAGUUGGAGUGACGGCGCUCAAAGAGCUAGUCGGUGAGUGCGCCAUCUCAGAACUUUUCCCAAGUAGGAACAAAGUCGGCACCUGACUAAGCUCAUCUAUGUUCCUAUCCACUCACAAUAGACCAAGUCACGGACCCUUCCCUCCCACCUCGAAUCCAUUCCGCCAUUCUCAAAUUACGCGACCCUUCCCUCCCUUCUCUCCCACCUUACACCCAACUUUCCUCCUCCUCCCUCUCCUCCCCCUCAACAAGCGGCAACCCUUCCAACUUUUCCUCCGCGGAUCAUUCUCUCCACGCAACCGAAGCGUCCGAAGCUGAACUCGAAGGAACCUUUCCCAUCUUGAGUAUCCUUUCCAUUCGAGUGAUGGCGUCCGGACCGAGUUUAUUGGUCGAUGUGGUCUUGGGUUUACCGGAUGGGUUAACGUUGAAGGAAUGUGCGGAGGUGGAGAAGAGGGUCAGUGAGGUUUGUAGGAGUGAAUUGGGGGGCAAAGAUAGGGUUAGGGAAGUGGUUGUUAGGAUGGUUGGGGAAAGAGCGGAGGAGAUGGAGGAGUGA